UUACCUACACAAUGAACUCAUUCAAGAAUACACUCUUAACUUAUCCAUCAUCUCCAGCAGGCUCCAUUAGUAUAAAAGAAUUAUAAUCCAUCUGGCAGUUGCUGGGUAUAUAAUCAGAACGUCCUAGGGAAAGUGAGCGUGCCUCUCAGCCCCUUUUUAUGCAACAUUUGUAAUUUUUCCACACAAAUAAUGCAGGGACUUGGCCUUGACAGAAUAUCAAUAAUGAAUAUAAUAAAAUGAAUUAAAUUUUAUUGUUGAAAUAUUUUUACGUCCCAAAUCAAUGUAUGGUUGAGAAAACAUAAAACCACAUCGAUUAAAAGUUCAUAGUACAUUCUCAUUAAUACCUAACACCAGGAUUAUGAGUGUCUUAAUUGAGGAAUUUGGCAAAAAUGUCUGGAAAAAAUAUGCAAGAACAGCCAUUUUAAGUCAUUCUUAAUAUACAACAAUGACUUGUUUCUUUGUGAUGAUUGCUGUCAAUAAAAUUAUGAAUUAUAUUUGCAGUUUUGUAACCAGGAAGUGAUUUAAACAAAUCUGAGUUUUAUUUAUCUCUGAUAAAAUAUCUUCAAAGUAAAUGCUCAACUAUGUAAUACAUGAAAAAAAUGUUGCAAAGGAUGUUUGUUUUACCAUUGCAAAAUAUUAAACCGCAAAAAAUAUUAAAAAAUAUAUUUUGAAACACUUAAAUUGUUACCCUUUCCAAUUAAGCCCUUUUUAAAUUUAGUAUUGUGGCAGGCCCCUAGAGGGACUCACUCAGUCAAGAAAACUGACAAGAAAACCACUCACCCACAAGGACUCUUAUAUAAGCUAGGGAUAAUUUAACCUUUCAGCCUUUUUUAGCUCAACUAUUGGAAGACUAUGGAGAGCUAUAUACUACUCACCAUGGUGUCGGCUUCGGCUUCACACCUUUGUUAAGGUUUUGCAUGUAAGCACCUUUAUCUCAGUAAAUACAUCAUUUAUUGCAUUGAAACUUUGGACAUGUAUUCCCAACUAUCAAACCUACUAAAUUAAUGAAAUUAGAUGACACUUAUUUGAAUAUAAUGCAAAUAAUUAUUAUUGCCUUUAGGCCACACCAAAUUGAUAUUUCGUUUCACGGAUUUACCGCUCCUAUUUUUUGGAAAAUGUAAAAAAAAGCCUUUAUUUUUAUUUUUUUGUGCCCCCGCACCUCCAUUUUGAUCGCCAAGCAGUUUUUUAACAGGUGGCCCCGCAGUGCCUAGUGAAUGUGGUUUUGUCUUCAUAUUGAAAAUAGUCGGGAAUUGGCCUCAUAUUAUUACACAGAUUUGAAUUCCAGUCAUUCAAUCAGUGACCCAUCCCAGCUGUCAAAAUGUCACAGAUGAACUCCAUACUUGCUGGAAUGCAAACUACAUUGCAGUAUGAUCACUUCAAGGGUGUAUUGUAUCCUCUGGAUUUUGGGGACUAUUCUUCAACUAAACCUCAAACAUUCAAAUCAUUGGUAGAGAUUGUGGCAGAUUUCGUUGUAAAAGACUCUACUAUGACUCUUCAUGCAUUAGAAAUGAUGCCACAGGAAAUAAUCACAGUGUUAAUGCAGCAAGCCCUGGAGGGUAAUCGAGACAGAGCGGUUGAUGUUUUACUCACAAAAUGGCCUCUGACCACAUUGAAUUUAAAUAAAUUUGCUCCAAACAUUUUCAAUAAUUUGAGCAUACUCCACAGUCAUUUAGAACUGACAAAGACAGCGAAGCAAGGACUGAGGUACACUACCUGCAUUGCCCAUAAUUUUCUGGAGACGUUAAAGCGGAAGUGUGAUACAAGGUUGAAAUAUGUUGAUAUUUCUGGCUACCCAACUGCCGAGGUGAUAACGUACUACCUGGCGACCCACUGUAUGUUAGCCCACAAUGAGGCAAGGCAGAAUAUGAUGAUACGGAAAUAUGAAGAGGCCAUAAAACUACUGCCUGAAGAGGAGUCAAAUGGAAAACUAGAGAGGUUCACUACUGACCAGUCACUACCGGAUGACCACUUUGCUGUGAAGUUGGAUGUGUUUAUCAGCUCAGAAGCCGCCCUGUAUGAGCUAUGUAAGGCGCUCAAGGUGUCUGGAUUCCGAGAGAGCACCCUGCGGCUCAUUGUCAACAAGCUGGACGCCACAUGCCUUGGUUCUGGCAAGAUCGACAUUCUCCUGGAACAAAUCAACCCAGAGCAUCUGCAGAGCCUAAGCCUGAAGUACAACUCCAUCAGCAGCGGUGAGAUGAUGAAGCUGUGUCCUCUGAUAGGGCAGCUGACCAGAAUCACAACGAUAGACCUCUCCAGUAACAUGAUCAGUCUUAUGGGAGACAACUCUGAAUUAUGUGAUAAACUUAGCGGCAUGUUUACCUCCCUUGUGCAUCUCAUCAGGCUGGACCUGAGCAACAACAUCUUGAGAGGAAAACUGAGGUCUAUAUUGACGUGUGUGGUUCUGCCGCUGCAGUAUCUCGGAGUAGAGAAUUGUGGACUGACUGCGGUGGAUAUCGCUUACCUGUCUUACUCACAUCAUUCCAACUCCAUGCAAGAGCUUGCAUUGAGUAACAACAACCUCAGACAUUGUUCGUCAAGUUUCAUUGCCUUAUUAAGGAACCUUAAAUCAUGUGUUAAGCAUUUAGAAAUCGAAAACUGUAGCCUGACAGACCAUCAUACUGAAAGUCUUGCACAAAGUGUGCAGACGUUGAUUGAGUUGGUGUACCUGAAUCUUCGGUACAAUGCGUUUACCAGAAGUAGUCUAUGUCAGGUAGGUGUUUCAGCAGGAUCGCUCAGCAAGCUGCAAUAUUUAAGAGUCUCGUACGCUACUGACUGUUAUGACAGUGACCUUUUGGACGACGAGCAGGAGGAAUUGAAGAAAGAGUUUGUCAACCAUCUUGGGGCGAUUGUUUUCAACGAACAGAAGAAACUUGAACUCAGCGAUAAAGUUCUCAAUGUGGUAUUCUCAGAACUGUUUUGAAGUUUGUUUUAUUUAAAAAUAUUCAUCACAGCAGUUUUUUCUGAAGUUGAUUUUUAGCUCUACUGGCCAAAGGCCAGAAGAGCUUCUGCGAUGGUAAUGUGUACGUAGUAUGUGCAUCCGUGCGUCCGUGCGUUCGUGCGUCUGUAAACAAUUGCUUGUGAACACGAUACAGUCUUCAGUUUUGAUUUUAUCUUGAUGAAACUUGUACAGUAUCUAGAUAUCCAUUAGAGCUUGGUUCCUUUCGAAAACCAGCCAGAUCCGCCCAUGCAUGCCUAGAUUAUGGUCCUUGAUAGUAUAAAAAAAUGCUAUUGUGUAAACAAUUGGUUGUGAACACGAUACAGUGUUCAGUUUUGAUUGUAUCUCGAUGAAACUUGUACAGUAUCUAGAUAUCCAUUAGAGCUCGGUUCCUUUCGAAAACCAGCCAGAUGUGCCCAUGAAUGCCUAGAUUAUGCAUGCCUAGAUCAUGGCCCUUGAUAGUAUAAAAAAAAUGCUAAUGUGUAAACAAUUGCUUGUGAACACGAUACAGUCUUCAGUUUUGAUUUUAUCUUGAUGAAACUUGUACAGUAUCUAGAUAUCCAUAAGAGCUCGGUUCCUUUCGAAAGCCAGAUCCGCCCAUGAAUGCCUAGAUUAUGGGCCAUGAAAGUUUUAAAGAAAUGCUUUCUAUUUUUAGCCAGGUCUGCAUGAGCGAAUUCUAUUUUUAGCCAAUUUUACAUGUAUAUGUAAAUUCAAGUCUAGAGUUAAGGGAGACAAUUUGCAAGUCUAAGAUUUUGAGAGACAAUUUGCUUUUUGCUUUUGCAGUUGAUUUUGUGAAUUACUCUGCCUUGUUCUUGUUGAAAGCCCAAAGGCCAUUUUUUAGCUUUAAGUUCUGUAGUUUGCGCAUUCAUCUUAACAAAAUUGGUUGUGAAUGUUUAAGUUAUGCACCUGGUGUCAUUACUGGCCACACCCAGGGUUCACAGGUUUGGUAAACAUAAAUCUGGAAAGGUUUGAAAAUCUUUUUGUGUGUUCGUGCAUCCAUCUCAGCACAAUUGAUAGUGAAUGUCUGUUCAAAUUGAUCAAUGUUGUCCUAGGAUGCCCUUGACUUUGACCUUUUGACCAACUUUUUUUAACUUUUAAAACUACAGAAAAUUUUACUAUGAGUACAGUUUUGAAAGCAUUUUUUUUUUUUGUCAGAUGACUUUUACUUGGCACAUAUUAAAAUAGUUCAUGCAACUAAUCUGCUUACAAUACUUUCUGGGCUCAGAUGUUGAACGUGCUACGUUUUCAGGUAACCCAAACACAAAACAUAAACUAUAUGUCUGUUGCCUUUUACCCAUACAUACAUGCUCUGGAUUGAUAUGACCACAAAAGCCAUGCCAGUAGAGCAUAGGCCCUUUUGGGCCUCUUGUUUGUAUAGAACUGGAAAUGACUGCCAUUUGUCUGCUUUUUUUCAAAUUUCAUAUUCCAGGUUUAACCUUUUGCCUAUCUGUUCCAACAAUUUCAUCAAAGUCAUAAAUAGAUGGAAGGCAAAUUCACAAGCAAUGUAUGUAAACCAUAGGCACAUCAAAUAUGGAAUAAUUGUAGAUAUUUCAUCUUGAACAUUCCUCUAAUGAAUAUCUCAAUAUUGCAUGUAUAUUGGAACAUAUCAGUAAAUCAAAUUUAUGAUUGAUUUGAUGAUUGAUUUUUGCCAUACCAAUAAUUUAUAGCACACCUGUGCAUAAAACACGCACAAGUGAGCUAUUGUAAUUAUGCCCCCUUCGAAGAAGAGGGGUAUAUUGCUUUGCACAGGCAUGUCGGUCGGUCGGUCGGUAUGUCGGUCAGUCGGUAGACCAAAGCUUGUCCGAGUGAUAACUCAACAAUUCCUGGACGUAUGGUCAUCAAACAUCACAUGAAGGUUGGACCUGACCAGUAGAUGACCCCUAUUGAUUUUGGGGGUCAUCGGGUCAAAGGUCAAGGUCACAGUGACCUUUAAUGGUAAAAUAAUUUUAAAGCUUGUCCGAGUGAUAAUUCAACAAUGCCUGCACCCAUGGCCCUCAAACUUGACAUGUAGGUUGGGCCUGACCAGUAGAUGACCCCUAUUGUUUUGGGGGUCAUCAGGCCAAAGGUCAAGGUCACAGUGACCUUGAAUGGUAAAAGGUCGUCCGAGUGAUAACUUGACAAUGCCUGCACCCAUGGCCCUCAAACUUGACUUGGAGGUUGGGCCUGACCAGUAGCUGACCCCUAUUGUUUUGGUGGCUCAUCGGGUCAAAGGUCAAGUUCACAGUGACCUUGAAUGGUAAAAGGUUGUCCGAGUGAUAACUCGACAAUGCCUGCACCCAUGGCCCUCAUAAUUGAAUUGGAGGUUGGGCCUGACCAGUAGAUGACCCCUAUUGUUGUUGGGGGUCAUCAGGCCAAAGGUCAAGGUCACAGUGACAUUGAAUGGUAAAAGGUUGUCCGAGAGAUAAUUCGACAAUGCCUGCACCCAUGGCCCUCAUAAUUGAAUUGGAGGUUGGGCCUUACCAGUAGAAGACCCCUAUUGUUUUUGGGGGUCAUCGGGCCAAAGGUCAAGGUCACAGUCACCUUGAAAGGUUAAAGGUUUUCUGUGUGAUAACUUAACAAUGCCUGCACCCAUGGCCCUCAAACUUGACUUGGAAUUGGGCCUGACCAGUACAUGACCCCUUUUGUGUUUGGGGGUCAUCUGGCCAAAGGUCAAGGUCACAGUCACCUUGAAUGGUAAAAGGUUGUCCGAGUGAUAACUCAACAAUGCCUGCACCCAUGGCCCUCAAACUUGACUUGGAGAAUUGGCCUGACCAGGAGAUGACCCCUAUGGUUUUUGGGGGUCAUCUGGCCAAAGGUCAAGGUCACAGUGACCUGGAAUGGUAAAAGGUUGUCCGAGUGAUAACUCGACAAUGCCUGCACCCAUGGCCCUCAAACUUGACUUGGAGGUUGGGCCUGGCCAGAAGAUGGUCCCUAUUGAUUUUAGGGGUCAUUGGGCUAAAGGUCAAGGUCACAGUGACCUGGAAUGGUAAAAGGUUAUCCGAGUGAUAACUCGACAAUGCCUGCACCCAUGGCCCUCAAACUUGACUUGGAGGUUGGGCCUGGCCAGAAGAUGGUCCCUAUUGAUUUUAGGGGUCAUUGGGCCAAAGGUCAAGGUCACAGUGACCUUGAAUGAUGAAAGGUUGUCCGAGUGAUAACUGAACAAUGCCUGCACCCAUGGCCCUCAAACUUGACAUGGAGGUUGGGGCUGACCAGUAGAUGACCCCUAUUGAUUUUAGGGGUCAAAGGUCAAGGUCACAGUGACCUUCAAAGCAAACUCAACAAUUCCUGGACCUAUGGUCAUCAAACUUGACAUGAAGGUUGGGCCUGCCCAGUAGAUGACCCCUAUCAACUUUGGGGGUCAUCAGGCCAAGGUCAAUGUCACAGUAACCUUUAACGCAAAAAAAGUUAACAAAUCUUCUCCCACUGAUAUCUCAACAAUGCCUGAACCUAUGGUCAUUAAACUUGACAUGGAUGUUAAGCCUGACCAGUAGAUCACCCUUAUUGAUUUUAGGAUUCAUAGAGCCAAAGGUCAAGGUCACAGUGAUCUUGAAUGGUAAAAGGUUGUCCGAGUGAUAACUCAACAAUGCCUGAACCCAUGGCCUUCAAACUUAACUUGGAGUUGCAUCUGACUUGUAGAUGACCCCUUAUGAUUUAAGGGGUCAUUGGGUCAAAGGUCAAGGUCACAGUGACCUUGAACGAAAAAAACUUGUCUGUGUGAUAACUUGACAAUGCCUGCACCCAUGGCCCUCGAACUUGACAUUUAUGUUUCUGGUGACCAGCUGAUGACUCUGGAUUUUGAGUUCAUAGAGUAAAAGGUCAUGGUCAUAACACACUCUAUCCUCACACUUUAAUGGUCAUAAUCUUAAAACUGCCUUAACGGCAACAAAUCAGCUGUCAUUUCGGUCCAUGCAUAUUUCAUUCAAUUGUCCAUAUAUUCCUGACAACAUGGCGCUCAGGGGGGGGGGGGCAUAAUGUUUAACAAACAUCUCUUGUUGGUAUUUGUUUUUUGUGUGUUGUUCAUUGUCAACAUUUUAUUGGUGAACACUUGCAUUCAGAUGAUUCUAUUUUUUAUCCAUUCUUCAUGAAAUUUGUCAGCACUCUUUGAAAUGUAGGUCAUGCAUGGUAAAUAAAUUUAUCUGUUGAUGAAUAUAUACAUGUUCAAGCUGUUUUGAGGGCUUGUUUUUUUGUAUUUAAAACUAUGGUACUCAGUGAAGCAAUAAAGGGCCUGAAUGCCCUCUUGUUCAUGAACUUGAUUUUUUUUGUUAUUUCUUACAAUAGGAUUCUUAAGAUAAAUUCCAAAUAUUUCUUCAUUAUGUUUUAUCCGGUGAUUUGUUCAUGAUUAUGGAUUUGUUUAAAAAUAUUUUUAGAUUCCUUAAUAUAAAGCCUAUACUUUGCAUAAUUUUACAAAUAGUGCAAAACUAGUUACGGUUAUUCAAAUUGAUUCUGGUAUCACCCUUGUGUACUAAAAUGUUUGAAAAAUCAGAUAAAUUGAGAAAAAGAGACAUCUUGACCCAGUACACUUAAUGACUUAAUGAUCUGUUGACAGGACCCAUAUUGACAUUAUAUUGUUCUACUACUAGAAUCAGCUUCCAUCAUGAAUAUUGGUGUGUAUUCAGCUUGUUUUUUAGCAGAUAUUAUAUUUUGCUUAUGUAUUCUGUGUGAUUCUUGUUUUGUUGCUGUUAAACAAUAAAAUUGAUAA
Messenger RNA from Mya arenaria, 7613 nucleotides. Its product is annotated as leucine-rich repeat-containing protein 14-like. Gene Ontology annotation, cellular component: cytoplasm. Bases 1319 to 2920 code for a protein of 533 amino acids. Lineage: Eukaryota; Metazoa; Mollusca; Bivalvia; Myida; Myidae. The transcript is spliced from 6 exons. The record is from RefSeq and is a predicted model, not a curated record.